Molecule: messenger RNA, 1263 nt
Organism: Rosa chinensis
Lineage: Eukaryota; Viridiplantae; Streptophyta; Magnoliopsida; Rosales; Rosaceae
Exons: 4
Coding region: 134-1243 (369 amino acids)
Source: RefSeq, a predicted model, not a curated record
AAGGUUAGCAGAGUCGGUUCUCAUUUGUCUCAGAGAGUUAGAGAGCUCAAGAUUUUCAGAGACGAGGACGAAGUAGUGGAGAAGAUCAAGAUUCGAGUCAUUUCGAUUUCACCUGGCAAUUGGUUAGUUCAUCAUGAAUUUUUCUGAAGAAAAGUUGAUGGAGUUUAUCAGUGCGGAGUAUCCUUAUGAAUCUGAUGUGCAUGACAAUAAACUCUGUCUUGGGGAACUUUCUAUCGACCUGAGGCUUUGUGGUCUUUCUCUCACAUGUUUGAGUGUUACCAUGCCAUACCAGCGUGAUGUGAUUGCCUCCUUUGUUGGUCAUAUUGACGUCUACAAUGCAGAUGUAGACAAAAAAGGCGACGCACCUAUAUUCUCGUGUCCUGUUGUUGGAGAUUCUUUAGUCGUUGACAUUCAAAAGCCAAUCAACCAUCCUUUCCAUGUGUACUUGGAUCUUUCUGAAACUAUGAAGAAGCUCACUAUAUCUUAUGAUCUUGAAGAUGUGGAAAUGCCUGCUGUGAAUGGAAAAACUGUCUACAAGGCUGCUGAUUUUAGUAUUUGUGAAGAUAAAAUUAGAAUCUUUGAUCGUACCUGCUUGGAAGAAAUAAUCAUAUGUGAUGCUUCUGUUAUGGAUUACGAUUUUGAUGGCUUCAUAUAUAGGCUAGAGAGAGCACAUGUGGGGGUUGGACGGGCAUACAUGCACUACUUAGAUGGCGCUGAUGUAGCCUCUGCUCGAGCAUUGAAACUGAUUACUGAAUUGAAAAAUGUCAGGAACCUGACUUUGAACAUGAACACUGUUGGGACACUUAGCUGCUGCUUGUUAAAUGAGGAGAGCAACUUGCCUAUAUUUUCAAAUUUGCUGCUUUUGGAAAUGGAAUUCCAUGAAUGCUUCGGUUGGAAAUUGCUGUUCAGUUUUCUUGAAAGCUCCCCUGCUUUGCAGGAAGUAAUCAUUCGCAAGGUAGAUGAUGACCUUGAGAAUUUUAAAUACAAAGGUGAAGAACAUGAUCUCUUUACAACUUUGACACUACCCCAGAAAGUUCCAAGUAGUCUGCUGACAAGCAUUCAGAUUAUUGAGAUGACUCUGCCUGUGCUUCAUGAGAAAGACGAUGAUGUAUACCAAUAUCUUGUUGAAAACGGUGCAGCUGUAAACAACGUGCUGGUUCUUGCCGCAUCCAAAGUUUAUCAGCAAGUCUUGGAGAUGUUUGCAAUGUUUAAGGUUCGUGCAGUUGAUGUUGUGGAAAUAUGAUGGAGCUGCAGCAUUGCAUU